AUGGAAGAUUCAAGUGACGAAGAGGACGAUCGCGAUGAAUCAAAAAGAAUCAUCCACUUGUUGAACAAGCUGGUGUGGAAUUAUGAUGCAUGCGACCCGGACAAAGAAACACUGACCACUCCCAAGCUGACUGAAGAGAAGACAAAGCUUCGUCCAGGUCUUAGCAGACAUUUCUCUACUCCACUCCAGUGUCUUGCUGUGACAGCUGGUUUGAAUGAGCACUUUGUCGCAAGACUUGCUUGCAAUUCCAACCAGUAUUGUCAUGAGAAGAUUCUUCUAGAGAAGACCAAUCGCUAUUUCCAUGGUUUACAGUGGGACGACAUUUCAAUAACUGAGAUGUACCACUUCUUAGGCAUCAUGUUGAAGAUCUCUCUAUCGUCAGUUGAUGGGGGUGGCUACACGGCUUAUUUCAGUCCUGAAGAGCGUCCAAUCAGGUUUGACAGGAACAUCAGACCCAUCAAGAUCAAAGGAUCCGAAGGCUUUGCCGGAAGCAUCAUGACAUUGAGUCGCUUUCGCCAAAUUCGUGCUGUUUCAUCCAGAGAAGAAGGUGCCAAAUGA
This is a messenger RNA of Seminavis robusta, 558 nucleotides long. Lineage: Eukaryota; Bacillariophyta; Bacillariophyceae; Naviculales; Naviculaceae. The record is from the annotation of a GenBank genome assembly.